AUGAACGAACAAUUCGCGAGGCGCGUGCAAAAGUUGAUGAAAAUCAACAUGAAAUGCGAGGUGCCUCCUGAAAUCAUAUCUCGACUCGUCAAUGACUCGAUUGGUCUUGAUAAUCGUAUCACUGGGAAAUCGGACAAGGAGGUCAUCGACAUCCUAAUUCUCAAAGACGACCAACAUGACUCCAAAUCCAUAGGCUUAAUGUAUCAUAUUCUUACGAGUGCUGAUAAUUUAGAGCUUUAUCAGAGGAUUAUCCGAUUCAUCAACGGCGGUGGCGUGGAGUAUUGGCACAAUGUGCUCUGCAAUAUGAAUAUGAUUCUUUUCGAAUGCUGGCCACACAUACAUCUGGCGUGUCGAGAGCAGCUGGUUCGUCUGAUUCGAGAGGCGAUUCGACAAAAUGUGAAACAGAUUGAGAAUGUGCUCAUGAACGCGUAUAGAGUGGCGAAUGGCUGUUUUGAUAAUGUAUCGAAGCAGAGGAUUUUUGCGAAGCUCGCCGCCAUAAUUCGUGAGAACGACGCCUGGUUCAAAUCUCAAAAAGCAGCCGCUGCACUCGUUGGAAACAUUAUCACAUGCACUACAUCCGUUAUCUCCUAUACGCCAGCCCCAAUUACCGCUUCAGACACAUUCCGAGAAUCUAUGACGGAUUUCGUCUGCUGGGUGAUAAGGAAUCGGAAAAUGGAUUGUUUAACACUAGGAAGAGAUUUUAUGUUGGUCCUUAUUCGUCUUGGACGGCUACCACAAGUCGAGGAGAUCUGGAAGGAUAUUCUAAUGAAUCCCUCUAGUUAUGGAGUGGCUUCAACGGAAGACUAUUGGGGAAAGAAUCACUAUCUACAACAUGUUCGAAUUAGUAUCGAGUUGGAGAGGAAAAUCAUGUUUAUGGUGCAUAAUGGAGGAAAGAACUUGUUGAUUUAUUUCUCUUGGUUCUCGAAUAAAUACUUCCGAGGGAAUGAUGGACCGGCGUUGAGGGCAGAGUGUGUUCGACACCUUCUGUAUAUGACGAUGGAUCCAGCGAAAGUGCCGCCAGCUGCGUUUGAAAAUCGGAUUCAGUUGCUGCAUUUGAUCGUUUCCACGGCGCCGCCCGGCCCAGAACAACAAUGGCUGAAACUCUGUCUAUUUGCCGAUUGGUUCGGUUGUGACGAUAGGAAUCCGACGAACUUCAACUACGUGGAACUACCCCUGAACGUUGUCAGAUACGCCCUCUUCCUGUCUCCAUCUACACCCCAUCCCAACUCCAUCGUUCAAGGCUCUCAUUGCUCGCAAUUUGCCAAUUCUCUUCUGGAAUAUGUAUGUAAAUCGGUAGACGUUCUUCAACCAUCCAGUGCCGAGUACAUCCGUCGCAACGUCAACAAUGCCAUGAGAUAUUGUAGAGAUAGGCUUCAACACAAUCUUGCGCAGAUUUUGGAGAACUCGAAAAUCGACAGAAAAGUGUCCGAAUUGCUGCGCGUCGUUUUCCCGGAUUUUGUGAGGAAUCCCAAUGGAAGUUCAUUGAUAAGACCAGCUAAGAAGAAGGAAGAUCAACCACCAGCUCCAAUCACAAAGCCAAGAGCAUCAUCGUCAGAUGAGAAGUCGUCGACCUCUUCUGCAACGCCUCCAGUGACUAUUGACAAGCCUUCUUCAUCAAAUACCGAUAGGUUACAAAAGGAGAAAGAGGACAAGGAAGAUAAAGAUUUGAAGUCGUUGGUAAAACUGUUGAGAGGGGAAAUAGGUGUGAAAAUGGAGGCGUUAAGAGCGCAAUGGAAGGAUUUGGAUGAUGAUGCGGAUAAGUGUGAGACGAUUGAAGCCUUGUUACAGCACAUGUUGAAUACGGAAGAAAACUUUGACGAAGCGCAACAAGAUCUGGCUGCACAAUGCCUUCAGGCUAUUAUGGGUUCUGUAGUGACCCCCGAACAAUCAUUGCUACCUGAAAAGGAGAAGGAUCUAUCAGAAGCGUUCACACAUCCUGUCUACUCGUUUAUGAAGAUUCUCUGCUCCCCGCCGGAUAACGAUGACAACUCUCGAGAAAUGCUAACGACAAUGAUGGCUGCAAUGCGGGAGAAGGAUUCAUCGCUGACAUAUGUGCUCCUCUAUUUCAUCAAAGGAACCUAUGGAACAUCAGCGAAUAAAGUGAUAUCUUGCUAUCGAGAUAUUGCAAAAAUAAGUGGUCGAGGUGUCGAUGAGAUGUUGGCCACGGAUUUGCAAUUGUGUGCUGUGAAUGAUAAUCGAUUGUUCGGUUAUCUCUUCAUCUUCUCAUUUGUUCAAUUCGAAAAGGAGGUCAUGGAGAGUCCGAUGCUAAUGGCUACACUCUGUGCGAAUCUAGACGCCUCUCAGUUGAGAAAGUUCCUUAGUGAGAUUAUUAGAGAGGAAAUCAAACUGUUUCGCAAGGACACAUUCUCCAAAAUGCUCAUGGAAUCGGUGGAAUGGUCGACAGCGGCACAAUGGAUCUUCUGGCAUCUAGUGCACGCUGAUGGCGUUCCAGUAGAGUGGUUUUUGAGUUGUGUGCCACGAAUGGAUUCUAAGAUUCAUGACGAGGCGAUUUCGAAUAUGCUUCUGAUGCUGAAAAGGAUGGAUCGGGAACCAUGGCCCGGUCUAAUUCGAUCGAUAUUCCAACGGCUGCCUCAGAAGGAUGAUAAGUUCCCAAUCGAUGCGCUGAAAGUGCUUAUAGAAGAUUCGGAUCAGUGUGGCAAAAUCGCUGAAAUCGUCUCCUCCCUACUCAAAACUCUAAUAUCGCAAAACGACAUUCUGGGCGUCGGAAUAAAAUCCACCAAGAAGGGUCAACAAUACAAGUUGACUGUGCAACAAGUCCUCGAACACCUUCAACACUUUAGUGCCACGUGUGUCGAGAAGAAGAACAAGAAUACAGAAGCCUUCCUUGGCAAACAUGUUAUGCAGGAAGCAUUUGCCAGUAUUAGAGCAAACGAAAAAUCAAAUUUGCUCGUCAAAAAGUACAGUAAUCUGUUCGGCGCAAUGGACAUUAUUGCUCAGGAGCACAAGGAGCAGUCAUCGUCAAGAACAUUGAGAGGCAAUAGACAAGGAUCCGCUGGAGACAAGCCUUCAUCGUCACAGCAGUCGAAGCGGAAAGGAGGUGAUAUGGAUGACGAUUCGAACAGCAAGAAGCGCAAGGUGCACAGUCCGAUAAUAGAGUUGAGCGAUUCGGAUUCCGACUAA
Messenger RNA from Caenorhabditis briggsae, 3141 nucleotides. Lineage: Eukaryota; Metazoa; Nematoda; Chromadorea; Rhabditida; Rhabditidae. The record is from RefSeq and is a predicted model, not a curated record. The transcript has 11 exons. Gene Ontology annotation, cellular component: cytoplasm. The coding region runs from base 1 to 3141 and encodes 1046 amino acids.